Molecule: messenger RNA, 2346 nt
Organism: Juglans microcarpa x Juglans regia
Lineage: Eukaryota; Viridiplantae; Streptophyta; Magnoliopsida; Fagales; Juglandaceae
Product: serine/threonine-protein phosphatase 2A activator-like
Exons: 2
Coding region: 112-1269 (385 amino acids)
Biological process (GO): mitotic spindle organization
Cellular component (GO): nucleus; protein phosphatase type 2A complex; cytoplasm
Molecular function (GO): peptidyl-prolyl cis-trans isomerase activity; protein tyrosine phosphatase activator activity
Source: RefSeq, a predicted model, not a curated record
UCUCUAUUCUCUAUUCUCUUCUUUCUUCUAUAUACCGGAGGUGCUCCCCUCUCGAAGUGAACUAUUUUUCUGUGUGAAUCCCGAGAGGAGUGUUACAGCUAUCCACAACCCAUGGACCACCAGCACUCCCCCAAAUCGCCCCAAACCCCAUCCCCACCGACGGCUACCGCAGCCACCACCACCGAUGCUACCUGCCGCAAAUGCGGUAGUCCCACCACCUUCACACCACCGCUGCCAUGGUCCGAAGUCAGCCCGCCUCCGACAUACCGCCCCAUCCGCUCUCCGGCCAUUAAUCUUCCCCCAAACAACCACUCCCAGCAGGCCAUAAUCCUCGCCCCUGUCCCAAAGUCCCAAAAGGUCCCUCUCGUCUCCCCUCCCUACCACUUCCUACUCCCCACCAAAAGACUCCUAUCCCCCGAGGACAUCCGCCGCUUCCUAGACUCAGACGCCGCCAAGAACUUUCUCGGCUUCAUCGUCGCUCUCUCCGAGUCCAUCCGCUCCCACAAAAUCUCCGACCCAUGCCACUUGUCCCCGACAAUCAACUCCAUCGUCUCUAUCAUCGAGACACUAAUUCGCUGGAUCGACGAAAUCCCUCCGCUUCAGCAAGCCUCUCGCUAUGGCAACCUCUCUUACCGUACGUGGCAUGACCGUCUGGCCGAAACCAGCGAGUCCUUGAUGCUCAGUUUUCUUCCCGACGAUCUCCAAUCCGCCACGGUCGAGAUCAUUCCAUACUUCGCCGAUAGUUUCGGGAACUCGAGUCGCAUUGACUACGGUACCGGCCACGAAACCAACUUCGCCGCUUGGUUGUACUGCUUAGCUCGGUUGGGGCUCAUCAAAGAGGAGGAUUACCAAGCUGUUGUGGCUAGGGUUUUUGUGAAGUAUCUCGAAUUAAUGAGAAAGUUGCAAUUGGUUUAUUGCUUGGAGCCUGCGGGUUCGCACGGGGUUUGGGGCCUCGACGACUAUCAUUUUCUGCCGUUUAUCUUCGGAUCGUCGCAGCUGAUCGAUCACAAGUAUAUGAAGCCCAAAUCAAUUCAUAAUCAGGAUAUACUGGAUAAUUUUUCGAAUGAGUAUCUGUACCUUGAGUGCAUUGCGUUUGUUAAGAAGGUGAAGAAGGGUUUGUUCGCGGAGCACUCGCCCUUAUUGGAUGAUAUAACCGUAGUGCAUACUUGGAACAAAGUCAACAGCGGGCUGCUGAAGAUGUACAAGGUGGAGGUCUUGGAGAAGGUCCCUAUCAUGCAGCAUUUUCUGUUUGGGUCGCUUAUAAAAUGAUCAAUUGACUGAGAAGGUCUUCAUAGUGGAGGUGUCUUGACUGUCCGUCCUCAGUGGUUAGGAAUUGUGUGGUAAGAUUGAAAAAGAGACACUAUGAAGCUCAUUCUUCCAUGCGGAUCAUAUUAUUGCCAUCAGUAGCUUUAUGAUAGAAGUUGCUAUAAUUUUGCUGACAAAACCACUCAAGAUAAUGCUGAAGACUGUCUUGCAGGAAACUCCUUGCCAAGUGCCGUGCACCCCCAGGAUUAGUACCAAUAAAAAAAAAAAAGAAAUGCUGAAGACUGUCUUGCAAUAUGUGAGAUAAGUUUGUGACAGUUUGAGAAGUUUCUAUUAUUAGGCAUGGUACUAAUUAAGUUCUUUAAGCUAUAUGGAAUCACCUCACCGUUGGACGCUAGUUGGAUGAUUUUGCCAAUUUACAUUGAACAGCAUAUGGAUGAAUUCUCUGGGAUUAAUUUACCAUUAGCCAUAGGGCCACUGUAAGAGUAAAUUUGAUGGACCACCUGUUAAACUAUUACUUUGAGCCUUUUUCUCUUUGUGGAUGUUCGUGGGUGGUGUUAUUCGGAGCAAUUUUCAACUUUGGAUUCCUUUCUACUCAAGAGUUGGUUUCUGAUUGAUAAUUAAACCUCUUUUUUGUUUUUUUCCUAGCAAGGCUAAUGUGAUAGUUGUUAUAUAUAUACAUGCUUAUGAUUAAGGGAAAUGAUUAAUAUUGAACUGAUUUCGUCUUUUCUUUUUCAUCUACUGUCAGGGAGUAAGGUGUUGGAUCACCUUAUUUGCAAUUAGCCGUGGAACCCAGAAAGUUGUUUCUUACGACGGCCCUUGCUAUUACAAGUAAGGAAACUUAUUAAAUUGGAAACAUACUUUUGGUAGCAUGUUCCCGUUGAGGAUUUUUUUUUUUUUUUGGUUCUUAUAUGUGUUUGUGUGUGUGUGUAUAUAUAUAUAUAUAUAUAGCACAGUUAUGAAAGUUUAUCGGCAUUUUAGUGAAGGAAAAUGAUAGAAAUUUUUGUAAUAAUUUCUUUACAAACUCUGUUUUAAAUGGACAACAUUUUUGUAAAAAUGAGUUGGAAGAGUAUCAUUAUUUUA